Messenger RNA from Cydia amplana, 2648 nucleotides. RefSeq names its product P protein-like. NCBI's taxonomy places the organism in Eukaryota, Metazoa, Arthropoda, Insecta, Lepidoptera, Tortricidae. The transcript is spliced from 17 exons. Gene Ontology annotation, cellular component: membrane. The record is from RefSeq and is a predicted model, not a curated record. Bases 200 to 2605 code for a protein of 801 amino acids. Gene Ontology annotation, biological process: transmembrane transport.
GUUAGCGCGACGCACGCGCCGGCGACAGCGCGUUCUAAAUUUAAAAUUCAAAUUCGAACGCCAGCUGAUUAUACGUGAAAUAGUAGUGAAUAUAAAAAAUUAUAAACAAAAUAGAAACGCUUUAUUUCAAAGUUUGGUAUGCGGUGUGUCAAUUUUUGUGAUAAAAUAACCUGUCAACCCUAGCUUAAACAACACCAAAAUGGAUUGGUGGCAGAGCACAAAGGAAUGGGUAGGCUUGUCCAAAAAGCAACCUAAAGUUGAAGGCAAUAGAAGCCAAUAUUCAUUGGUGUCCUGCGGAGAGCUGACGGCAGAUAUACUGCCGAUAUGGCUAGAGUUGCCAUAUGAGGUGAAAAAUGAUCCGUCUCUCGCUCCGUUUAAGAAACUGUAUGAAAAAGAACAUGGAAAAAUCCCAGAGAUAUCAAAGAGCGCAGAGUCACAGAAGCGACUGGCGAAUGUACAGUCGGCCCCGAUGCUACAGUCGGUACAAUCAGAUGAGAUUCAGUACAUAGACGGCUGCACCAAGAGCGAAGCUGCAGAGAAACUGGGCAACCAUGAUGGGAAACCAAUUUCGGAUCAUAGACUUCCAAAUUCUCGAUCGUCGCAGGUAUGUUUCUACACAAUGGCGCGCGCCCGCCACUACGUGAAGAUGACGGUUCUCCUUGGCUGCUGGGUGUUUUUUACUGCCUGCUUCAUGAUGUACAAUGAGAAGAAGGAAAACGUCAGCAUAACGGCUGUGGUCCCAGGAGAAACUAAAGAGUUCCCUAUGCCGAUAGACAAAGCGGAGUCAAUACUUCUGAUACUCACGGGCCCCUUCAUGUCCAAAAAUGAUGAGAGACGACUCAACUCCACUGCGAUACUGGACCAUCAGAAACUUGAAGUGUGGUUGGAAGCAGAAAAUAACAAUGUCACUGAGGCCUCUGAAAGCUGGUACAUCCCCCUCCACAACUCAACCCACCAACGGUCGCACACCAUCUACUUCAACUGCUCGCAUUGCGCGAUGCGAGUGCGCACCGACGCGCGCGCCGCCGUCGCGUUCACUUUCAGUUACAUGGAAAACCCGGUAGAUGACACUACUGGCGUCAUCUAUGCGUUGGUGUUGCUGCUUGGCCUGUAUAUUUUGAUUAUUUUUGAGAUUAUAAACCGCACAAUGGCAGCAGUACUAGUAUCGACCAUGUCCCUAGCUGCCUUAGCAAUGGUGGGCGAGCGGCCGACCGUACCAGAGAUAGUCUCUUGGCUGGACAUUGAGACACUACUUUUGCUGUUCAGCAUGAUGCUUCUGGUCGCCAUCAUGGCUGAAACUGGCGUGUUUGACUUUCUUGCUGUUUUUACUUUUGAAGUGACAAAAGGUAAUCUCUGGCCGCUGAUAUACCUGCUUUGCGGUAUCACCGCAGUAGUGUCCACGUUCCUCGACAACGUCACUACAGUUCUCCUCAUGUCUCCUGUCACUAUCAGAUUAUGUGAAGUUAUGGACCUGGACCCAGUCCCAAUACUGAUGCUCAUGGCCAUAUACAGCAACAUUGGUGGUACGGCGACCCCCGUAGGAGACCCACCAUGCGUCAUAGUUGCUUCCAACAAGCACGUCAUAGAAGCUGGUAUAAACUUCACCAACUUCACGGCUCACAUGGCGCUCGGCAUCAUCCUCGUGGCGGUGCAGACCUCGCUGCAGGUCCGGUUCAUGUUUCGAGACACUAACAAGCUUAGACUGAACGUUCCCAGGGAGAUACAGGAUCUCCGCCACCAAAUUUCAAUAUGGCGGCGCGCCGCCGACUCCCUCCCGCAGCUGAGCGGCAACGCGCACGUGGUGCGCGCGCGCCUCGACCGCAAGAUCGAGAAGCUGCGCGCGCAGCUCAGCUGCAUGGUGAAGGAGACGAGCAAGCGCGCGUGUCCGAGGGAUGAGUUCCAGAGAACGUUACGGGAGUUGAAGCAAAAGUACAAGAUCCGAGACAAGGUCCUCCUGGUACAAGCUUCUGUCGCCAUAUUCUUUGCUGUUGCUGUUUUCUUCCUCCACUCGAUUCCCGAACUAAACCGCAUCUCCCUGGGCUGGACGGCGUUGCUGGCAGCAGUGCUGCUGCUGCUGCUAGCUGACCGUGAAGACCUGGAGCCGGUGCUGAGACGGGUGGAAUGGUCCACUCUACUGUUCUUUGCUGCACUCUUCGUUCUCAUGGAGGCUCUCUCCAAAUUGGGCCUGAUCCAGUACAUCGGUGGCCUGAUGGAGGUUCUGGUGCUGAGAGUGGACGAGAGCGCGAGGCUAGCAGUCGCCAUCUUGCUCAUUCUAUGGGUAGGCGGCGUAAUCUCGGCGUUCGUGGACAACCUCCCGAUGACCACGAUGAUGAUCAGAGUGGUCAUAUCCAUCGGUAGCAACCCUGAUCUCAACCUGCCACUCGCUCCUCUCGUCUGGGCGCUGCUUUAUGGAGCCUGCUUAGGAGGCAACGGCACUUUAAUCGGCGCGAGCGCAAACGUGGUGUGCGCGGGAGUGGCGGAGCAGCACGGCUACAAGAUCACCUUCGUGCAGUUCUUCAAAGUCGGCUUCCCCAUCAUGAUUGGGCACAUGGCUGCUGCCUCUGUGUAUUUACUGCUGUGCCAUUGCGUCUUUACAUGGCAUUGAGGAGCUUAUCACAUUCUUGUCAUCAUAAAGAUCACCCGGAAAG